GUGUUCAGGAUGAGGGUUGAGGAUAUGUGAUUACCCAACCUUACAGACUGAGGUCGAUUUGUUAAAAAGUCCAUAAUCCAGCUGCAUAUGGAUGUGCAGAUACCCAGGUCACUGAGCUGAGUGGUCAGUUUAUUAGGGACAACUGUAUUAAAAGCAGAGCUGAUGUCAAUGAACAACAUCUGAAUGUAUGUAUUGUUAUUAACGUCCUCUGUUGACCUAUUUGGGCGGUAGGCAAACUGAUGUGGGUCCAGUGUAGGUGGGAGACAUACUAUGACUUAGAAGUGGCUUCUCAAAGCACUUCAUAACAAUGGGAGUGAGUGCAACAGGGCGGAAAUCGUUCAGACACUCUGCAGAAGAAUGCUUGGGCACUGGGAUGAUGGUUGUAGUCUUCAGACAUGUUGGAACAGUGGCCUGGGCCAGUGACAGGUUGAAUAUGUCAGUGAAGACCUGCGCCAGUUGGUCAGCACAACUCUUGAGCACACGUCAGGGUAUGCCAUCAGGACCAACUGACUCACGUGGAUCUACUCUGCUCAGUGCUAAGUUUAUCUCUGUUGUGGAGAGUGAUGUGUUUGUGUGUAUGUGUGUGUGUGUGAGUGUGUGUGUGUGUGUCUAUGAAUGUGUGUGUGUGUGUGUGAAAGCUUUUAAACACAGAGUCGUGGCCAUGUUAAUUGUGUGUUUCCUAGUAACAAUACACACACACAGCAGUGAGGGGAUUAGUGCAGAUCUCGAGGAACAACAAACCUACAGCAAAGCGAGAGGGACAGAGAGAGAGGGAGACGAGGUCAUGGAGCUGACUCAGGGACGAGAGACAGACGAGCAGGAAGCCUUGAAGAAUCAGACCCUGAAGACCUUCAUGUCCGAUCUAAAGAAGGGAAGUCCGAGAGUCAGCACUAGCAGCGGCGCUCGCUUUGGCACGCUCAGCCAUCACUCGUUCUUCUCCAGACACAACCCUCACCCUCACAGAGUCAGACACAUAUCUGGUUUGAAUGGCAGUCCUGUGUGUAUAGUGAAUGAUGACUGGUACAGCUGCACUCCUCUGUUCCCACAUCCACUGAUCAGGAGUCAGGUGACCUCUGGGGCCACACCCACCUCCACCUCAGUCCUGUCUCACCCCACCCAUCCCCGAGCUGACAGAGCCAAGCCAGGUGCAGCUCUGAUUUCUGAAGCCUGGAGAGAGGAACUGAAGGACCUGGCAACCAAAGUCAGUCUCUCAGCUGCAGCUCCGAGUAAAAGAUCUGAACACGAGCCCAGUGAGGAGGAGCCGGUAUGCAGGAAGACUCAGUACUCAUCUGAAACGGGUCGCAUCAUUCCUCCAACAUCCUGGAGAACCAAACGCCGUGACUUCCACACUGCAAACACACGCCCAGGAACUCAUGGACCACAGACUGCACACCUACAACCAGGAGGCAUCAGUUUGGAGGGGCAGGAGCUCAGGGUGUUGGAGUUGCUGUGUCAGAUCCUCCAGACGGAUUCGCUCUCUCUGGUUCAGCAGUGGCUUCUUCUGGCUGGAGAUCGAGAGAAAGAGCUGGUUCUCGGGAUGCUCCAGCAGGCCAUGUGUGAUUCUCCAGCUCUCCUUCAGCAGCCUCAGUUUCCCAUGGCGACUCAACCCGAGCCUCCGCUUCAGACAUGCAGGAAACGCCGUAUGAGGAGUGUGUGUUCAGCUGGAGAGACGGAGAAAGAGACAGCAGGGAAAGAGAAACCAGAGAGGAUCGGAGAUGCUGAAGUCUUGCGAGUUGAACAGGGAGAGAAUGAAAACUUUGAAAAUUCUACAAGCCAACGAUAACACAGCUGCUAACACACAUACACACACACAUACACACACACACAUACACACACAUACACACACACACAUACACACACAUACACACACACACAUACACACACAUACACACACACACACACACAUACACACACACACACACACACACAUACACACACACACAUACACACACAUACA
Messenger RNA from Hemibagrus wyckioides, 1957 nucleotides. It is a transcript of the gene tbata, whose product is annotated as thymus, brain and testes associated. Lineage: Eukaryota; Metazoa; Chordata; Actinopteri; Siluriformes; Bagridae. The record is from RefSeq and is a predicted model, not a curated record. The transcript has 9 exons. The coding region runs from base 308 to 1783 and encodes 491 amino acids.